Messenger RNA from Calliphora vicina (urban bluebottle blowfly), 11613 nucleotides. RefSeq names its product Enhancer of Polycomb (gene E(Pc)). The record is from RefSeq and is a predicted model, not a curated record. Bases 2278 to 8967 code for a protein of 2229 amino acids. Lineage: Eukaryota; Metazoa; Arthropoda; Insecta; Diptera; Calliphoridae. Gene Ontology annotation, cellular component: NuA4 histone acetyltransferase complex; piccolo histone acetyltransferase complex. The transcript is spliced from 11 exons. Gene Ontology annotation, biological process: regulation of transcription by RNA polymerase II.
UAAUAAUUUCUAAGAAUUUUGUUAGUUUAUACAACUCCGAAAAUUUUUGUUUUGUCAUUGUACGAAUGAACAUUCGUUUUUGUACUGUAUAUAUGGCCGCCAUUACACACAGUGAAAAACGUGUCCCUGUGAAAAACUCGUGUCGUUGCACAAUAAAAUAAAGAAUUUUUACGCAAAAUUCAUAGAUAAUUUGGAUAAAUUUGUGAAAAUCAAUGCAAUUCAAUGUUUUGCAUAUAAUUUUGAUAUCAAAUAAUGAAAUAUUAAGUGAAUUAAAUGGAAAAUUGAAUGUGAAAAAAGUAUGAAUUCAUAUGAGAACAAUCGAUUUUUUCGAUGAAAAAAAUUUUUUUCCAUCGUUCGUUGUCUUUUAGGUAGAAGAAAAAAAACGAAUGAAAUCGUGAAAUAAAUAAUGAGCUUCUCGCUCUGGCAAUAAGCCUCGCAGGGGAAGAAUAGAAAGAGAAGAAAAUAGAGUGAAUUUGUGUGCUAAGAAGAAGCAUAUUUAGUAAAAGAAGAAGAAAUGCGCGCGCCUUUUGGUAGAAAAGUGUGAAUGUGUGUGAGUGCAAAAAAGAAAAAAGAAUUUUCGGAGUAAUAAAAGAGUGAAUACGGUAUGUUUAAUCGUUAAUACAAUUUGUUAAAGAGUGAAGAGUUGUAAAACAGAUGUUCGAAAAUUCGGUAUUAGAGCGAGACGUGUAUAGUUGCAUGUUUGUUGUCUUUGUUUUAUUUAACGAAGUUUCAGUUCGUAUUCCGCCAUUACGGCGUAUAACAACCACGCUAUCUGCGAAAAAUCCAAACAUUAAGAAGAUAUUUUGUUAAAUUUCUUUAAAAAUAUUGUAAAUAUUUAAUGAAAAGUUAUUAAAAAUAUAAUAGCGUGGCAAAUUGUCAUUAAUAGAAAAGAAACAAAGUGAAUUCGCUUUCAAAUCUGAAUUGAAUAAAUUAGAUUGCUCGAAAAAAUGUUUUUCUAAAAGAAAACAAAUGAAUUGAGAAAUUAAAGAAAGAGCAAAUAUAAAAUUGAAAGAAUAAAAUUGUGUUUAUAUUACAAAAAGAAAAAAAAAGCAAAUCGAAAAUCAUUUGAGUGAAAAAGAACUAAAAAGUAUCAAUAACAAAGAAGUGUAAACACAAGUAAACAAAAUAAAACGGGAUCAUGUUUUCAAUAAAAAAUGCAGUUUAAUCUUGCAAAUAUUCAACUGUCAUUGCUGCUGCUGCCGUUGUUGCUGUUGUUCUUACUUUGAAUCGAAAAUAUGAAAUGUAUACAAAUGCUGUUGUUUAUGAUUGUAAUUAUGCAAAUUUAUUUAAGUUUUUCGAUUUCAAUUUGAAAAAUGUCGUCGUCUCAUAGCCCACACGAUUUGUUAUUGUUGCUUCCAUUGCAAAAAAGUAGUAGUUGUAAUUGUCAAUACAAAUUAAUAAAAAAUAAUAACAAUUAUUAUAAUAAUAACAACAACAAUAACAUUACUUAUAAUAAUUAUAACAACAUUAACAACAACAACAACAAAAAGCCGGAGAAUAUUUUGUUGUGGGUCCUGGUGGUACCACUACUAAUCUCUUCAACGACAACAACAUCAACAAAAAUAAAACAAAAUUCAUCCCAAACAGGUAAAUAUCCUGAAAAACAAAUUAAAAGGUCAUCAACAACUGUCAACACAGUAAAUACAACCGCGACGUCGAGAAGUAUAGACGUGCGACAAACAAAGAGCAUAAAGCUGUUAUUAAGAACCUUGACGGGUUCCUUAAUACAACAGAUUGUUUUGAAAAAUAUUAAUAAAUUUCAAAUACUACUAUUGCUACUCCACAACGCCGUACACUUAAGUCUAAUCAAAGAUCUUUACUGUCUGCGUAAAGUGGGUUUAGUGUUAGAUCAAACCUCUAAUACACGGUGUUGUAGUUUUCGUAUUUUCUCAAAAAAAUCAUCAUCCAACACCACAACAACACUAAAGAAAAGCAGCAGUGCUGCUCACUUUCUAUCACAACCAGAGGAGGCUUUUAAAUCUAGAUUGUUGUCAAGAUCAAUAGAGAAAACAACCCCAACUCCCAACAACUUGUCCAUAAAAGGCUCUGUCCAUCCACACUACCACUGCAUUGUCAUCAAUAUUAUUUAAGGAUUUUGUUACAAGGAUAAACCGUCUAACUGCUAUCACACCUUAAAUCUAUUAUCCUUCGUCUCUACAAUAAAAGCAAAAAACAAAAAGUUAUCAUUUAGUUCCCGUAUACUACAUUUUUGUUAAUACACAAUUAAAAAGCCAAAUUUAGUUCGUAAAGUAAAACAAAAAGGAAACAAGCAGCAUCAUGUCCAAAUUGUCAUUUAGGGCUCGUGCCCUUGAUCCCUCCAAACAAAUGCCAAUUUAUUUGGCUGAGGAGUUGCCCGAUUUGCCAGAGUAUUCGGCCAUCAAUCGAGCUGUACCACAGAUGCCUAGUGGUAUGGAAAAAGAGGAAGAGUCGGAGCAUCAUUUGCAAAGAGCAAUAUGUACGGGUCUUAUUAUACCAACGCCAGAAGUCUAUACCACCGAACAAGAUUUCUAUGAUAGAAAUUAUCCACCCAAUUAUCGUAUGCCGCGACAAUUGAUACAUAUGCAGCCGCUUGGUUUGGAACAAGAUGUACCCGAAUAUGAUAUGGAUAGUGAAGAUGAGUUGUGGAUAAAUCAACAACGAAAACGUCUAGAUCUAACACCAUUAAAAUUCGAACAAAUGAUGGACCGUUUAGAGAAGAGUUCGGGCCAGACAGUGGUUACACUAAAUGAGGCAAAAGCGCUGCUCAAACAGGACGAUGAGGUCAGCAUAGCCGUGUACGACUACUGGCUGAAUAAACGCCUGAAAAUGCAACAUCCAUUGAUACUAUCUGUUAAAACCGAGAAUCGACCGGGAGCCUCAUCAAAUAAUCCGUACUUAGCUUUUCGCAGACGCACUGAAAAAAUGCAAACGCGAAAGAAUCGUAAAAAUGAUGAGACUUCCUACGAGAAAAUGCUCAAGUUGAGGCGUGAUUUACAAAGAGCCACAACGGUUUUAGAGAUGGUUAAGAGACGUGAGAAAACCAAGCGUGAACAACUGCAUUUGUCCAUAGAAAUCUUUGAGAAGCGUGUGCAACUUAAAGACUUUAGCGGAGCUUUACUCUCAGAGCUCAGUGCAACACUUAAAAAUGCUAGACCUGCCUUUGCUCCUCUGUAUGCUAAUCAAUACUCGCAUCAUUCAUCCUCUUCGGGGGCUACCCCCACUGCUGUGGUACCAAGUGUGGCAUCCUCGGCAGGCGGUUUAAAUAAUGUAAUGGGUACGACAAACUUGCUUACACCAGCUUCAGCAGGUAAUGUAACAAAUCCAGGUGGUCAUUUGUAUUCAUCAGCAUCGCCGUUCCUGAACUCAGCGAAUCUUGCUAUGGCUGAUGGACUAAACUCGGGUAGUCGCAAAGAGAAACGACAGUAUAAGAAACGCAAGCAUAAAGUACCGCGUGAUAAGCAACAACUGCAUCAACAGCAACAACAACACUUACAACAGCAACAACAGUAUUUAGCUGGCAUUGGUGUCAUACCAGCGUCAGCCACCACGGGAGCUGUUUUAGGUGGAAAUGUUGCUAGUGGUGUUGGUGGUCUGACUGGUACUGCAACGCAUCCACAUCUGCCACUUCAUUUGCAUCACCUGCAUCGUCAAAGUUCAUCGCCAGCGCCAAAUGAAUCAAAUAUCGAGACCGAGGAAGAAGAUUUAGCGCACAAAAUCGGUUCGGAGAGUGAGGAAGAGGCUCCAUUUGCAUUUAGAAGAAAACAAGGCUGCGAUUAUUUGAAGACGAGAACCCAUACUGGCAAUUGGCCUUGGGAACCUAAAGAGGAUUAUGGCUUUGGUGACUCUAAAUAUCGUUACACACUCACCUCUAUCAGGCAUCCAAGACCACGUUGUAUUGGAUUUGCUCGAAGGCGUAUGGGUCGUGGUGGACGUGUAAUGCUCGAUCGUGUAGCAACGAAUUUUGAUGAGUUCUGGUCUCAACUUGAUUACACAGUUCUAGAAACGAAAACAAGCGAUUCCACAACCACCACCUCCGAUACAACGACUAAUAAGGAUACAAAUAAACCCGCCUCACCACCCACGGUUGUUGAUCUGGUGCCGCCAGCAAAUAUAGCAGCAAACCAUAUUGCAGGAGUACCGAUAGCAUCAACAGCCAACACAACAACAUCUGUAAAUAAUACAAAUACACCCGCCAUAACAAUUAAGAAGGAAAUCCCUGAAGUCAUAGAUCGCAAACAUACCAACGCCGAACCAAACAAUGCCGAAGAUGAAAAUGUUGAGGAUUUGGAAGGCUUAGCAGAAUGUGAAUAUGAAUUUUCAGAUGAUGAAAAUGAUUUGGAGGACGAAUUUGGUGUGCACAUACAACGGGAUCGCAGUUAUCAUUCGUGUGUAUCGAUGGCCAGAAAACGUCGACGCCGAAGAAGACAACAACUGCAGCAAAUGGAGAAGACAAAACGACGUAAAAUCAAUUCGACAGUGGAGCAGAAGAAUAUGGAAUUGGUUACGCGAAAAUUGCUGUACAAGUUGUCACAAUCUUUGGCGGUAGCAGAGGGUGGCGGUCCAAAUGAUCGUGUAAAUAACUUGUUGAACCAUACAGCAGUCGCCCUCAGCUCGGAACUAAGGCAAGAAAAAGUUAAUGGUUUGAAUAAGGAAGAUCCAUGUUUGAUAAAUGCAUCCAGCAAUUGGCCAAAUCAUCGUUGUUCUUCUGCCGUCUCUGUAGAUAACAAUAAACUUGUUAACAAUAAUAAUAAUUCCUCAUUCGUUUCCACAUUCGUCUCCUCCUUUUCAUCCUCAUCGACGUUGGCGAGUGUUGUUGGCAACAUUAACAACAACAAUAGUAGUAGUAAUGUUAAUAAAAACAUUAGUAAUGGUAGUAGAAGUAGUAGUUGUAGCUUAAGUGACAAAACCAAUGUGAUAAAAACCGAAGUUCAUGAUGUAGAGAACGAUGAAACAAACAUCAAUCGGCCGUCUUCUAUAGCUGCACCUGGAGACUCGAUGACAAGGGUUAUAAAGCAAGAACUUAUAGAUUCUUCGGCAGCUUCCAUAGGCUCGGCAGACGAUUCGAAUGAACCUUUGAGUAGUAUACAAAAAUUGAACACUACUUCGACAGCCGAUAUAAUGGAGGAUGAAGAGAAUGUUAAUCUGGCUCAAUUGAGUAAUCUAAUAAAGAUUAAGAAGGAAGUGGUUGAUGAGGCCGACAAGUUACUGUUGAGAAGAAGCAGUCGACUUCUACACACUACAUCUAGGCCAGGCAGUGAUGAUGAGGAUGAAGAAGUGUCCUGUUUCAACCAAAUGGCCGACGUUAUUAGAGUGAAACAUUUGAAGAGGAACAGAUCAACACCCUGCCCUAGUGAGGGUUUGAAGGGUGUAAAUAUUUUAAUAGAAGAUAUGGCCCGGGCCGACGAUGACGAAUUGUCUAUGCAGGGCGGUCUUUCACCCACUUCAUCACAACGCUUGGAUAUUUGCAAUGAACUGUUGUCGGAAAUACGUCGAGAUUGGCUGCACUUUCGUCCCAAAACCCCCACAGAGACCGAAAAGGAAGAUAGCUACUGGGGCUUGAAUAUGGAUUACAAGCUAAGCUCCCCCUUAGUCGAUUGGUCACAACACACUCCUAUAGCUGUAGAAAUGGUUAGAGAAACAUUGGAGGUUGAUGAAAACCACAAGUCGUCGGCUCGUUUGUGGAAAACAGAUUCGGAUAACGCCAGCUCAGCAUUUAUUAGUUCAGCCUUUAAGUACGAAGAUUUAGAAGCCGAUACUCAAUUGUUACAAAACUCCUAUUUGUCAGAUUUGACGCGAGGUGGUAGUAAAAGUCCAGAAGCAAAUAAUAGUGCGGCUUGUUUGGAUCUGAAUUUCAGCGGGGAUUCAUUGAAUGAUAUUAAUCUUCUUGGUGAUGGCGAUGACGCCGAUAUGUUGGACAACAUUCUGCAAGAAGUUCAAAUCGAUGAUAUUAAGACUCUAAAUCAGGCCACUAACUUCUGGAAUGGUAUUUUGGACGGCGAGAAUGUAGACGCCGAGGUCGAUGGUGAUGUUGAAGUUGCAGCCGGGCUGCUGGACGGCAUCGAUGACACGAAAAAAGGUGAUAGAUCAAUGGGUGGAAAGAAGGUUGCCAAAUUAAAAGGUGGCAAAAAAUCAUGCGCCCUCUUAGCUCCAGUAGGUAGUUCCACAUUCAAUUGUUCUCCUCUAGAAAAAGAAAUUGUUACAGAUGAAACAUUCUUUAAGAAAGAUGAGCCCAAACGAGUGGUCGAAGAAAUCGAAGCAGAAGUGGCGAUAAAAUCUGAACCCAUAGAGGUAAAAGAAACCAAAUCCAAUGUUGUUGUUGGGGUUCAUCCAAGAAUAACUAAUAUUCAACAACCGCAGCUGGUGCCAAUGACACCGCUGAUAAUGACUUCGUCCGUUAAUACACUUAAUUUAAAUUCUCAUCGCGAAUUAAUGCAGGUUGACCACCAACAACACAACACUACCGCCACUCCUACACCAAUGAUUAUUACACAAACACUGCAGCAGCAACAUACACAUCAACCUCAAAUUCAACAACAACAGCAGCAGCAACAACAACAACAACAUUUAGUUGCUCAUUCCACACCAGUACAAGUAGUUGGAAAUGCUAUUUCAUUAAAUCAAAAUGAAUCGUUGGUAGUACAGCAAAAUCAACAACAUCAUCAGAUACAAACAACUUCUACGUCGAAUCAUCCCUCUACUGCACCUCAUCCCACACAAACCCAACAACCACAGCAACAUCAGCAGCAGCAGCAACAACUUACCACGAUCCAAGUGUUACAACAACCGACUACACAACAAAUUCGCAAUGUUACCGUACAGCAGCUACACCAACUGCAGUUGCAACAGCAACAACAGCGUAAGUUGCAGCAACUUCAGCAACAAAAACUGCUCUUGCAACGAGAUCUCGUCAAUACAUCCAGCGCUCCAGUCUUAGCCCAAUACGUCCCAACAUCAUCGGUCACAACAGCAGCCACAAUAAUGCGCCAACCCACACUAACCCCAAUCGGUGCAUCGUCUGUGAAUAAUGCUGGCGGACAAAUGAUUUAUACAACAUCAUCCGGUGAAAUGAUAGCGGCCGGUUCCCAAAAGAUUUACCUACAAAAGGCUCCCGUUUCCGUUACUUCAGGCACUCAGGGUGUUAAUAUCAUUAAUACAAGUAGUGGUCAACAAUUAACAGUACAAAAUAUUGCCGGUGUUCAACACAUAAGUUCGGCAGCGGGCGGCAAUGGUUCGACUUCGACUGGACCCUUAAUCGUUACGACUUCAGCACGUAAUGCCGUUCAGCAAUUGUCUCAACAACAGCAGCAACAACUGGUCGGUCAGGCUACGCAACAAAUUGUUUGGCGGCAAAUAGGUUCAACAAAUGUUACGACCACUCCGGCUGGUAUGUUAACGGGAACCACCAACGCCGAUGGUACGGUUGCCGGAACGGGUAAUAAAAUUGUUUGGACAAGUCGACCGGCACAGAAGAGGCAGCUAAAUGGUCCCGAUAGCACAGACAUCAACAAGUUGCUAUUAAAUCGUAAAUUUUCACAACGAAAAAUUGUACAACAACAACCGCAAUUGCUGCAACAUCAACAAUUGCAACAACAACAACAGCAGCAGCAAACUCAAGAUGAUGACAUGUCCAGUGGAAAUGUAACAAUGAGUGGACAGGAUGCUACAACAACUACUUCUGUAACGUAUAAUACACAACAACACCACCAGCAGCACCAGCAACAACAGCAAAUCCAAAAACUACCUGGUGGAAAAGUUAUUAAAAUGCCCUCCUUCCCUCUACUAGUCUCUGAAGUCAAUCUGCAGCAACAUCAACAACAGCAGCAACAACAGCAGCAGCAGCUGCAGCAAAAGCAUAAUACAGCUGCUGCCAUAGCAGCUAAUCAUAAUUACAGCUUACAACCAACGGCGGCAAUAAUAACAUCGCAAGCCUCACAACAGGGCAAUAAAAUAUAUUUAACCACAAGUUCUAGUGGAGGAGCAGCCACAAAUUUCACAAUUACAAAUGCUUCAGAAUUGCAGACGGCAGCACAAAAACUACAACAGACAAAUAAUUCAAAUUUGAAAUUAAAUUUUGUUGCCACAAAUCCGCAACAACAGGGCCUGCAGCACCAACAGCAAACUCAGCAACAGACAGUGGUAUUAAAUAAAGCUACCAUGCAGCAACAACACCAACUAUUGCCCCAACAAUUGAUACAACAAACGGGCAAAUUGAAAAGGGAACGAAUAUUAAAUAUUAUAGGGGCCGCACAAGUGGACGGCAACACAAACAGUACGUCUGGGGUGGCCACCUCGGUGGGCUCCAGUACGGGUGAUAACAACAAAAGAGUAUUGUAUACCAGUUUGUUGAAUGUAAAACCGUUGCAAAAGAAUAAUGCUGGCCAAAUGCAGGUACAAAUUGGUCCUCAAGGUAUGACUCAUGCUGUUUUACGUAGCCGCAUAGCCAACAAUCAGGCCAUAUUCGCCAAUAUGCGAACAGUGCCCGUUGCUACCGUCUCAGCGGCAAGUAAUAACAGCCACAACAAUACAACAUCAGCGGGAGCUGGAACUGCCACACUGCAAGUUGUUUCACAGUCCACGCAACUAAAUUCAAAUAUCACCUCCCACACAACCAGCCACCUGGGCGCCACUCUAAAUACGCUUAGUAAUAAUAAUAACAGCGAUGGUAAUUUCCACAUGCAACAGCACUCCUCGUCGUCAUCUUCAUCGCUGGGAGGAGACUUAAAUUCAUCAUCCACUUCACUUCAUACAUCCCUCAGUCAUUCUGCUAGUGAUCUUAAAUCCGCCAACAAUGUUUUAAAUAUGGAAAAUGUAUCAUCAAUCGUUAGUGGCCUAAAUAAUUCAAAUAGUGCAGCAUCGGUAAAUAGUAGCUCUUCAUCAAAUGGUUCUUCCGCCAACAUCAACAACACAACGACAUUAAUGGCAAAUUCAAAUAAUAUUCAAACCACAAACAACAACAACAACAGCACUACCACGACAAUCAAUAGGUGAGACGAGGCAAGAUAACUACCAUUCAGGGUCUUCAAAACAAUGGAUAUUCAACAAAUAAUCAAUGUAAAUAUCAAAGAUGUGGCGAAAACUUGGUUAAAAUUUAACAAAAGUCGUCGCCCAAACGAUAAAGAAAGAGAUGCGAACAAGAAUAAGAAGAACAAUAACAACAAGAAGAGUUUUACAAAUAUAGAGCAAUUGUUUGCUGCUGUUUGAACUAUUUGAGAGACAAUAAAAUAAAACUUUUGUGUACUACAACAACAACAACAAUAAUAACUACAAAAUACCAUUCCACAUGAAUACAGUUUUAGAAAACAACAAAAAACCAAAAAAAAAAAAAACAAAUUAAAUAAAAUAGGAGAAACAGCCAUAUAUAAUAUAUACAACGUAUGUAUGCAUGUUUUAAGCCAGUAAUUUUAGUGAAAGAUUAACGCUGGUUUAACAAACACAUUUUUAUUUAAAUUUUAGGAAGCGCUGUGAACAAAUUAGGAACGGCUUGUUUUUCUGAAUUUUUUAUUUUUGACUUUUUUUUUGGUUUUUCAAAUCAAAAUAUCAAAACAGAUUUCUUGGUAAAUUACAAGAGAACACACAAAUAAAACGCUUUUUUAUUUAUAUACAAAUCAUAAUAAUUAUGAAAUACAUAGUAAUGAGCCUAACAAAAGAAACAAAAACUACAAACAGGUGAUUUUUCAAUAAAACAAAAUUAAACAGACGGGAGAGAGAGUAAGAGGAUUUUGCGAUUUUCUUUGUUUUAAAUUUUUCAAAUUAAAGAAGCUUUUUUUAUAAAACUUGUGAACAAAUUGCAUACAUUUUAAAAUAAAACUAUUAGUAGCAACUCUUUAACGUUUUUUUUUUUGCAACAGAACGUAGUAAUAGGUUUUCGAAUUUGUCGACUUUGGAUCGAACCUUUAGAGAUGAAUGGCUGGGCUUGCCUAACCUUUCUCUAAAAAUAUAGAAAUAUUGUUUUAGUUUGUUAACUUAACUUUCACAUGAUCUAUAGCUAAAAAGCAGACAGGUUCUAAACACAACCUAACUAGAACUUAAUGAUUUACUAAUUAAAGUGUUUAUAUUGUAUGUGAAUCUAAAUUUACUGAAAACCAUUUGAUAUUACAAAUGAAAUAUAUUGAUUUCAUAUGCAAUUUUGUAAAAGAAAUAUUUCAAAAUUAUCUUAAAAUUUAUCUUAAAAAAUAAUUUAACAAUUUGAAACUACUUAAUACUAUCGAUCACUCGCAUGAUUUAAAAAUAACAUGAUCUUUAAAAUUUUGUUUUUUAAAGUACUGUUUUUAUACAACUUUUUAAACACAUCGCUUACUUACUCUCAAUACUCUGUCUGCCUGUCUGUCCUUAACACAUUUUCAUACACCUUUUUAAGAUUAUUUUUUUCAUUUUUUCACUCAUCCCCAACACUCACUCACUCACUCACUAACUAACUCAUCCACUCACCCAAUAAACAAACAAAGGAAACAAAAAGAUAAUGAAUAGUUCUUAUGAGACAAGAUUUGUGUUAGCAUUGUAUGAUAAAAACAACCAACAAAAACAAAACUUUAGUAUAUAAAAAAACAAAAACAAAUUAGAUUUUCUUUGUAAUUUUUAAUUUUUAUCAUUUAAUGUUAAAAUGGAAAAAUUAAACAAAAACACUAUAAUAUAAUAAAAACCCCCCUAUAUAAAUAUAUAAUAAUAAUAAUAUAAACAAAACCUUACAUUUAUGCUUAAACAAAUGUAUAAAAUUAUAAUAGUUAUAAUAAUAUUGAUAAUAUAAUAAUAUAUGAAGUAAAAAUUAACUUAAAACAACUCUCCUACUCUUCAUCUCUUCACAAAAACAACAAAAAAAAAAACAAAUACUUUUUUCCUUCUCUUUAAAUGUUAAAAAGGAAAAAAAACAAAUAUAUGAAUAAACAAUUUUUUAUAUUGUUAAAUCUUAAUAAAGAUCUUAUUUUCAAGAUCUUACUUUUCUUUUUAUUUUAUUAUUUUUUAUUUUAAUUUCGUUUUCUUAAAAAAGUAAUACAUUUUUAUGGUUAUAAUCCCAGCUGUUUUUUAUUAUUAUAUUUUUUUCUUCGUUCACAUUUUUGUUUACCACAGGAAAAGAAAGCUAGCAAGAGAGACAGGAAAAUCACAAAUAAGCUUUAAUCGGCUCUUGUUAUUUCCUCCCCCUCUUGCUCUCUCUAGUUCCUGUUAAAAUUUCAUUAUUUAAUUUGAACAGAAAAUAUCUCAAAAUAAAAUUAUAUUACUUUUUUUUUUAUAAAAAUAUAUAAAUCUUAUGAUUAUUAAUGUACAUAGUUAGUUUUAAUAUAAUUAAUAAUAAAUAAAAAAACCAACAAUUAAGUUUAAUUUUACAUUAAAAAAAAGAUAAAAGUAUGUAUUAAAUAAUUAUAAAAAAUACAGAUACAAACAUUAAAAAAAAAACUGAUAUAAAAAAAACAAUUGAAAACACACAAUUUUGUGAUUCUUUUUUUCGCACCAAAAUUAUUUGAAAAAUAUUUCUUAUCUUUUGGUUUAUCAAGUAAAACAUUGCUUAUUAUAGGCGUUCGUUAAGAUUUUUUAAAAUAUUGUAUUUAUGUAGACGGUUGAAUGUAAAGAAAAAAAUUACGGACAAAGUUUUUACAUAUAUAAAAAAAUAAAUAUUUGGAUCAUUUCAGGAAUACUAAAUAA